Molecule: messenger RNA, 860 nt
Organism: Cuscuta europaea
Lineage: Eukaryota; Viridiplantae; Streptophyta; Magnoliopsida; Solanales; Convolvulaceae
Source: the annotation of a GenBank genome assembly
GAUAAAAGCUAGCUUAGCUUAGCUUAGCUAGAAUGGGACGGAAGUGGGGUGUUAUUAUGGUGCAGGCGGCAGUGAUGAUAUGUGCAGUAACAGCGCCGGCGGCGGAUGGAGCUGCGGGGGGGAAGUGGGAUUUACUGGUGGGAAACGUGGGGAUUGCAGCCAUGCACAUGCAACUGCUGAACAACGACAGGGUAGUGAUCCUGGACCGCACCGACUUCGGGCUGUCCAACAUCUCCCUCCCGCCCGGGCAGUGCCGUGAAGACGCGAACGAUUUGGCGACCAAAGUGGACUGCACCGCCCACUCCGUGGAGUACGACGUGGCCGGCAACACGGUGCGCCCUCUCAUGGUCCAGACCGACGUCUGGUGCUCAUCCGGAGGGGUGAUGCCGGACGGCACUCUGGUACAGACCGGGGGAUGGAACGACGGGGACCACGUCGUCCGGGUGCUCGCCCCCUGCGCCGACAACAAAUGCGACUGGGUGGAGCUCCCGGGCGCGUUGCUGCAGUGGCGGUGGUACGCCACCAACCACAUCCUGCCGGACGGCCGCCAAAUCAUCAUCGGGGGGCGCGAGCAGUUCAACUACGAGUUCCAUCCCAAGAGGGCGGGAGGCGGGGAGCUGCUGUACGAUCUGCCGUUUUUAGCGGACACAAAUGACCCCGGAGCUGAGAACAAUUUGUACCCCUUCGUCUUCCUCAACGUCGACGGACAUCUCUUCAUUUUCGCCAACAAUAAGGCCAUUUUGUACGAUUAUGUUAAGCAUGCCGUCGUCAGAUCCUACCCCGCAAUGCCCGACGCCCAACCCAGGUACAUGCAUGCAUACAUGCUCACGCAUGUCAUUGUUUUUCUCUUAAAAUAUGAC